Racocetra persica is the source of this 874-nucleotide messenger RNA. The record is from the annotation of a GenBank genome assembly. NCBI's taxonomy places the organism in Eukaryota, Fungi, Glomeromycota, Glomeromycetes, Diversisporales, Gigasporaceae.
ACUUUAGAAGAAUUACAGACUGUGCAUUUGCGAAAAGUUAUUCAAUAUGAAUUUGCCAAGCAUAUGCAUGAAUCUAUACCUGUCAUGCAAACUAGUGUUAAAGAUGCCGUCACUAAAGAGAUGAAAGAAUGGCUUUUUCGUGUUCGGCAAGUGACGCGACAAGUUGGUAAAUUAGCUAUGGAACAAAUGAGAUUGCGUCAAGAGCGAUGGAAAGUGAAAGUAUCUCAGAAUCCUGAUUUACGAUCUGUUCCCGUCAGUUCUCCGAUUGAAAUUGUAAUGAAUGAAGAAAACGAAUUUAACAUUAUAAAUAAUGUAGAAGUGAAGAUAGAUUUUAAACCAUUAUAUCAAUGCUUACAUAUUUAUGAAGAGCUUGGGAAGCUUAAUGAAUUCAAAUCAAAUUAUGAAGAAGAUAGAAAGGCCCAGGCAAAUUUGGUUCUUUCAGAGUCUUAUACGUUAAGGGAGAAUAAUGACAAGGGCUUUGAGGCUUUCCUACAAGAUGUUGUUGGGUUCUUUGUCAUUGAGCAUGUUAUCGUGCAUUCAACACAAAAUUUUCGAUCACGAGCAGAAGUAGAUCAUUUAUGGGAUACAGUAAUAGCAAGAGUUGUCAAAACUGUGGCUGAAAGUUUAGAUGAUUGUCGUGAUCCUGAAUUAUUUAAGCAAAUCAAGUUUAGUUUAUUUACGUUCAUUCAGACAUUAGAGGAUUACGGAUAUAAUAUUAACAGUUUUACAGAUUUAGUUAGAGUCAUUUUCCAGAGAUAUUCUGACAUGCUGAAACACAAGUUUUCAGUAGAUUUUCAUCAAACAAUUAUUGAUGAUGAUUAUAUGCCAAUGCAAGUUUCUUUCCGUGAAGAAUAUGAGGCAGUGGCUGAUGCUU